AUGUCACAUCACCCAAUUACUCCGAGACAUGCUGCAUCUCGUAUUGAAAAAAUUUAUGCAGCCCUCGUCACAGUCUCACUGCGCCGUCAACCCGCACCCCCAUGUUUUCUUCCCCUUCAGGGCGCAAAAAACCACCAACCCAGCCGCAUGAACGUCUCUGACCUCACAAAACAACGGACAAGGAUGCCCAAAAUUGAUCCAUGCCAUGCCCGUUCCAGGCCAUGUGUCAAGCCCUCUCCCACCGGCGGUUCGUUACCAGGGUGCCUGUCCCCUGGUUCCCAAUUCAGCCUUCAAACCUCAUGA
Molecule: messenger RNA, 303 nt
Organism: Pochonia chlamydosporia 170
Lineage: Eukaryota; Fungi; Ascomycota; Sordariomycetes; Hypocreales; Clavicipitaceae
Exons: 1
Coding region: 1-303 (100 amino acids)
Source: RefSeq, a predicted model, not a curated record